AUGACCUCAGCCGCCUCAACUAUGUUCCCAACUCUGCCCACAAGCCGACCGGUGCUCGUCAUUAUCGGGCCUGGCGACAUGGGAGUUGUCAUUGCGCGUCGUCUCGGAGGUAGCAAACAAGUGCUUCUUGCGGACGCCUCCAAGAGACAAUUAGAUUCGGUCUUAGAAACCCUUCGAAAGGAGGGUUUCUCGCCAGAAGGUCAUAUUCUAGACAUCAGCGACGCCGACGCCGUGCAGAAAUUUGCGCAAGAUGCCCCCAGCCAUGGAAGAAUCGAGGUCAUCGUCCAUACGGCUGGAGUGUCUCCGGUGAAUAACACUGCUUCCCAGAUAUACAAGAUCAAUUUAAUCGGAAGCGCCAAUGUGAUCGAGUCUUUCCUCACGGUAGCUUCCCCUGGUACUAGUAUGAUCUGCAUCGCCAGUAUGGCAGCUCAAUACAAAACGCUGUCUUCCUCCUUGGAGCAACACUUGGCCAAAGCACCGAGAGACCAGCUUCUUCAACACGCAGAGCUCGACCUGUCCUCGAGCGACACGAUGUCCGCGUACGGGAUCUCGAAACGGGGCAACGUCCUCCGAGUACAGGCUGCGUGCUACGAAUGGGGCCAGAAAGGAGCCCGGAUCAAUUCGGUCAGUCCCGGCGUUGUUUCGACGGUGAUGUCGGAGCGAGCCGUUCAGAGCCAUCUGCAGGAGGCCAUCCUAUCGCAGAUCAAAUUCUCGGGAGCUCGUCGCGUUGGCACUGUGAAUGACGUCGCCGGGGUUGUUGGGUUUCUUGCAAGCCAGGAUGCUUCGUUUAUUACGGGGACGGAUAUAAUGUUGGAUGGGGGACAACUUCCUGGACAGCGGUGGCAUGCGCAGGCAAAUUAUUGGCAGAUCAGAAGUACUAUGCCUUUCGAUGGCAGAAUGCGACUUCAACGUCUGGUGGCCUUGCUGGUGAUUGCCAUUCUGGCAUGCCUUUCGGUGGUUCUACUUCGAGGACAUGGAUCUUCAUAUUCCUUGAACACUUCUCCUUUACCACCUCCCUACUCUCCUCCUCCGCAUUCCUCUUCCCCUCUUUCCUCCGCUCCAGGGCCCACCUGGCAUUCCGAGAGUCAUGGCCCAGACAUCCCUGAAACUGAACAUCCGAUGUCUGGUCUGAUUUCGAAUGCCGAUCAGCAAUUUGACCAGCUUCGCUCACGCCAAUCUAAAACAUUAAAUGAAGCUGUAAAUGAGUACCGUCGUCGUUAUGGCAUGAACCCCCCGCCGCACUUCGACAAGUGGUUCCAAUUUGCUAAAGCAAGGGGCGUCCAACUUAUUGACGAGUACGACACGAUCUAUCAUUCCCUCUUGCCAUUCUGGGCUUUGGAGCCGAAGAAGAUCCGCGAGCGUGCGCAUGAAGCUCUUGGGUUCGACAAUUCCAUGCUUGGGGUCUUAAUCCGAGAUGGAAAAGUCACUCUGGUCGAGGGCGGCACUGAGGAGCAAAACUGGCAGAGAGAUGCUACCGCGGGCAUGAUGAAGAAUUUUGUUAAGUAUAUGCCCGACAUGGACUUGGUGUUUAAUGCACACGACGAGCCGCGAGUUAUACUUCCCAGCGAAGAUCUGCAAAGGCUGGUCAGUAUCGCCAAAGACCAUGCCAUCCCGAGCGCUUUUCAGAAUCAAAAACCGGUCAAUGCGUGGUCAGCCAAACCAGCCGAGCUGAACAAGGGCGAUCGUAUUGACGAAGUCCGCACUACUCGAUUCAAUCGCUUCGCUCAUCAACCUACGUGGACCAGCUCUCGUGCUUCCUGUCCGGUGGAUAGUCCCGCUCGCUCGCUCGAUGAAAAUGCACCCGACAUCGUCGAUGCUUAUGCUCUUGGCGAACUUGGUUAUGUCUACAAUACCACCGCUUUCUCCGACGUUUGCACCUCUCCAUCUCUUCGGAACAAGUUUGGUUUUCUGGAGCGCGCAAAUGCUUUUGACGUGGUCCGUGAUCUCUUUCCGGUUUUCUCGCAAAGCAAGAUCUCGAGUUUUCAAGACAUUCUCUACCCCAGUCCGUGGUACUGGGCUGAUAACGUGCCUUACAUCGAAACGCGCGACAUGAACUGGGAGGGAAAAAAGGAUCAAAUGUACUGGAGAGGGUCAACGACAGGCGGGUUUUCUCGAGGUGGUGGCUGGCGACGACACCAUCGACAGCUAUUUGUUGGUCAUAUCAAUGCCUUGAACAAAGCAAAGGUACUUCGAAAAAUGGAGGACGAUCGCUGGGAGUCAAAUGAAGUGGAUCGCAAUGCCUAUCGUGACCUGUUCGACGUUGCAUUUACUUCUAUUGGACAGUGCGAUUCCCAAGACUGCGCCGCUCAAAGAGAAUAUUUUCGAUUGGCAGAGCCAGUCGAGCAACAGGAGGCUUGGGCCUACAAGUAUCUGGUGGACAUUGACGGCAACGCCUUCAGCGGUCGGUAUUAUGCCUUCUUGAAAAGCAAGAGCUUAGUCUGCAAGGUUUCCGUUUUUCGCGAAUGGCACGACGAAUGGGUUAAGCCGUGGGUACAUUACGUUCCUCUAGGCUUGACGGGCGAUGAAUAUUUGGAGACCAUGCGAUACUUUACUGCCGAAGAAGAAGGCAAGAUUGCAGCUCCACGGAUCGCUCAGCAGAGCCGCGAUUGGGCUCAAAGUGCUCUGCGCAAUGAAGAUAUGGAAGUUUGGCUCUUCAGGUUAUUACUAGAGUAUGGACGACUUGUUGACGAUAAUCGAGAAAACCUGGGAUUUGCUCUUUGA
Molecule: messenger RNA, 2721 nt
Organism: Aspergillus affinis
Lineage: Eukaryota; Fungi; Ascomycota; Eurotiomycetes; Eurotiales; Aspergillaceae
Product: putative capsule-associated protein CAP1
Exons: 3
Coding region: 1-2721 (906 amino acids)
Source: RefSeq, a predicted model, not a curated record